Messenger RNA from Diatraea saccharalis (sugarcane borer), 3643 nucleotides. The record is from the annotation of a GenBank genome assembly. Lineage: Eukaryota; Metazoa; Arthropoda; Insecta; Lepidoptera; Crambidae.
CGUCCUCCCCGCUACGCGACUGCGAACACCGCGCCGCGUCCGCGUCAUUGAACAACAAGACUCGCUCGAUGGCAGGCGUUUUCCUGCCAAUAUGAAAACAGUUAAGCAACUCUAUCAUAAAAUACGCGAUAGUGGAAUUUCUAUGUUAUUCUUAUUUUAUAAAUAAUUUAUUUUUAUAGUGUUAUUACAUUGAAAAUCAUAUUUUUAUUUGUUAGUGAAUGAAACCUAGAUAAUUAUUGUAAAACGGGUGUUGUAUUCUCCGUACAGUGCUCUGUGAUUGUUUUGUUUAAAUAUUUUAAACUUCGGUAAAAAAAAUACGUUUAUCAGUGAUAGUGUGGGUUAACAAUGAAGUUAUAAUGCAAUCGAGUGAUCAUCGUAUUUACUAGCUACUCGUCGACUGAGGUGUUUUUGGAUUCAUUGACACAACCAACUCUACACUGUCAUCUAUAGGUGGAAAACCUACAAGAAUUGUGGACGACACUGAUUCAAAUAUGUGUUGUGAUUUGCAGAUGCUCUCGGUUCAAGUGCCGGGGUGCGCGGGCAUGGAGCGGCUGGGCGCGCCGGGGGGACCGCGCCUGCGGCACGACCACAGACAUCACCAUUCUUCAUUGGAAUGGGAGAAACAGCAAAGGUUGCAAGCAAUGGUGGGGCGUAUCCAGGAGAUGGUGGAGCAAGAGACGCGCGCGAGGUCCGCCGCCGCGGCCGAACGGCUCGGCCUGCCACCCAGUAUACAGUUGCCCGACGGCGAAUACGGACAGGACGCUCACCUACAGUUACGAGUCCCUUAUCAGCAAGCCGAGCUGACGACAAGCAGCUUUCAGCCUCCGCCCAACAAGUGCGUGAGCGACGUCCCGGAGUGGGCGGGCGCGGCGGAGGCAGGAGUGCGAGGUGCACGAGGAGGCGGCGGUGGCGGCGGCGGGGGGGCGGGCGCGGGUGCAGGCAAAAAGGACGGUCUGCUGCAGAAGGCGACGAGGUGGUGGGUGCGCAUGGGCACGCGGCCCCCGCCCCCGUUCCUCGCGGCGCCCGCACCGCCCCCGUGCGUGAUGGUGCCGCGCCGCGCGCCGCCCUCGCCGCCGCCGCCGCCCGACGCGUGACCGAGCCGCGCGUACCACACCACGCUUACAUUCCAUUGUCGGGACGAUGACGCGGGCCGCGUCGGGCGGCGCGUGAGGCUGCGGCCGCGUCGCGUCCUUCGCGCCGUCUGAUUUUCGCGAACGCUAAGACUGAAACGAGACGGACGAUGAGCUCCGGAGUCCCCAUAGGAGCGCGCCGUCGCCACGGGUGGGAUCGAAACGGACGGACCCCGAACGGUCCGUCCGUAUGAACUCUCGAUUGUGACCCGCGACGACGUUGUACGCUAUGAGAAAGGUCGGUCGACGUCGAGCCGACGUCUCGCAGUGUACUGUUUCAUGUUGACGUGACCCGUUUGAAGUUUAAUUUCUACCCGGCAGCUGUAUAUAAAGUCUGUGUUUAAACAACUUUUAUAUUUAUUUGUAGCCGCGAUGUGUGCGGAGGGAUGCAUAUCAAUACGGUAAACGCGAGGAAUGUUAAUUUACUAUGCAUAGUUAAUUUACUAUUUAAUUGUAAAUAUUAGGUUAAUAAUGGACGAACGCCGAAUCCGAGGGUCUUUUCGAUUGAGUGUUUGCUACAUUCCAUAUUUAUGUUGAAAUAUUCUCGAUACUACUCACUGUACACGCCGCUUGUCGCCUGCAAUAGUGGUCCUUCUCGCCUCACUACAGAACUCACUUGUAUUCCGCGGACGUAUUGUCGCGUAUUGUGUCGACAAUAAUGACUAGUGAGUGAUAUUAGAAUGCAAUUAAAUAGAAAUCUCAUUAGGGAAUAGACGUUGUUUAAAUUAAAGCAUCGGUUGACUUAAUUUUAAAUUAGGUACUUAUCUAUUUAUUAUUUAUGUUAUGAUAAAACCACGUAUUCAUUUUGCAAUCAUUGUUGCACACAAGUGCCUAACAAAUACUCUGUGAUGUUUCGCAGAUUCUAUAUUGGCGAUAUACCAACACAAUUGUAUAAGGCCUUCGCUAAACUUAACUGCCACAACAAAUCACUAGUGCAACGUUGUAUAAUGAAUACGAGGUUAAAUUUAAGCACACAUUGUGCAUUAUUUGUUGAAGGUUCACUAUAAAUCAGCAUAUAUACAUAUAUUAUAAUGAAAAAUGCACAAUGUGUGUUACCAAAGUAAAGAACUGAGAGAUUAUUCGUCGAUAGCCACGUCUGGACUAUGUUUGUAUUAUAGCGUCCAUCAUGCCAUCUGAUGAUGUGAAAAAUCGGUUCAAUAUUUUACAGAAAUUUUAUUUAAUAGUGAAUAUCCAUAAGUCACGUACCUACCUAGUCUAUCAUUCUAAAUUAUUUCAAAACUUGCAAUGUUAUGACGUAAUUUAUGGAUAAAUAUAAAAAAAAAAUAUAGUGACUGACUAGAAAAUAAAAAAUAUAUAUAUAUGUUAAACUAGAAAAUUGAAAUAUAUAUAUAUUAAAUCGCCUGCUUAAAACUACUAUAAUAAAAUAAAGAAACUUUAAAUAAAGUAUCAUUCCUAUUUUUUUUUUCUAAUUUAUUUUUUAGCCAUAAUUUCAUAUUCUAGUGUUCUUUCCUCUGAAAUAUUUCUAUUAAUUACCAACUAAGGAUAAUGAUGACGAGGAUAAUAAUCAUAAUGGUUUUAUUGUACCUACUGAUGUAUCCAUAUGACAAAUAUAUUUUUUGUUAGUUUGUAUAAAUUGUAUCUCGAUAUGACAAUAAAUAAUAAUGAAAUGUCACAUGUAGCCUCGUUUAUAUGUUCCGUGAAAAUUUGAUGUUUUUCUUUGUAUAAAAUUGUUAUAUUUUAAGCAAAUUAAGUGUCCAGACGAGGCUAUUCAUGCCAAUAUUAGGACUGAACUAUGCCAUUCAUUGUUCGAAGUAUAGAAUUUAUAUAAUUUGAAAAUAUUAUAAAGAGUCAAUUUUUUACAGAAUAAUAAUACUGCUCCAUCCAACUGUAGGCAGAUUUGUGUUAAGAUUUUGUUCAACUUUUAUACAGUUGUCAUUUAGUUUCAUGGUUAAGCUAUCCAGUGUAAUAACAAUAUCUAGCGACUUCCAUACGCAGUCAGUAUCUUCAACACCUGCAUAGCAACACCCCACACUAUUCACAUGUUCAGACGCAGCCUGACAAAUCUCAAAAUCACCAAUCUAAAUGUGUUUAUCUCAUACAGUUUAGUCCUACAGUGAAUUUGCGCAGUUGGUGCACAGCAGGUGGUCUUGCAGAUUCUAAAUGGGUGUGGAAAUUGCCAGAUAUCGUAGUGUCACAGUUAUAGCAAUGGACUACUGCAAGAUAACGCCUGAUUCUAUUAAAUACUAUCCCUUGUCAGCUUAUCUAUGGAUAGCCACCCAUAUGUAGGCUCAAAUAAUAUUGAGUUGUGCUAUAUUUAUUAAAGAGUAUGUUUAUUGUCUCUCUGACGUUCGAGACAAAUUAGAUAAAAAAAAUCAGUACUUGUUCAUAAUGAUGACAGAAUAUAAAAGUUGUUUAAAGUAGUUUCACAGAAUAGAUUUAUAAUCUAGACGCAAACAAUAUUCCAUUUGUCAUAUAAAUAAGUAAACGCAGAAGCAAAUGUUUAAUAAUAAAAAAACUGCAUUAAAUUAUGACCUACCAAUAAUGAAAACAUG